Dunckerocampus dactyliophorus (ringed pipefish) is the source of this 9663-nucleotide messenger RNA. It is a transcript of the gene cass4, whose product is annotated as Cas scaffold protein family member 4. Gene Ontology annotation, biological process: cell surface receptor protein tyrosine kinase signaling pathway; cell migration. Gene Ontology annotation, molecular function: protein binding. The transcript is spliced from 6 exons. The record is from RefSeq and is a predicted model, not a curated record. Bases 2272 to 4440 code for a protein of 722 amino acids. Lineage: Eukaryota; Metazoa; Chordata; Actinopteri; Syngnathiformes; Syngnathidae. Gene Ontology annotation, cellular component: cytoplasm; plasma membrane.
AUUAAAUUGCUUUUUUUCUCGUUAGAAUACAACUUUUUAUGUCAGAAAAUUGCAACAGUUUUUUUUUCCAUUUUUGCUGUUUUUUUUUUCAGAAUUUCCAACUAUUUAAACUUUCUUCUUCUAAGUUUUCUUGUCAUAACUAUGACUUUAUUUGCAUCAUAUUUUGACUUUACUCUCGCAACAUUCUAACAUUUUCCACAACCUCAUUUUAAAAAAAUUACAACUGCAUUUGUCGUUUACUUUCUGUUAUAUUACGACUUAAUGUCUUUUUUUCUUUAACAUUUGAACUUUAUGUUAUUUUUGCUUAUAAUAUUACAACAUUAUUUUCGGCCCCCGAGUUGCACUUUGGACACCUGUGAUAUGUAGCAUGGCCAUAUUGAUAGCUUGGGUACAGUGGUGAUGAAUAUCCAUUAUUAUUAUUGUCACAAUGUAGGCAGAGCCUCGUUGCUCCCGGUGCCGAGGUAUUUUGGGCACAAAUAACACAUUUUUUGUUUGUGUUUUAAUUAGCAUUUGCUAACAAGUGAAAGUGUUGUGUGUCUGUGGAAAGAUAAAACAAAAUAAAAACCCGCUAACCCUGAUGACUGUGGUUAUCCAUCCUGCAAGGCCACAUUUGGUAUUUGAGGAAGUGGUUAGCCGACAGGAAGUAAGUAUGUUGAUGUUAGCAUGAGAUCAGUGUUUGUGCUUCUACGUGGCAUCAAUCUAAUACCAAGCAAAUACAGGAUCAGGAUUGCCGUGCCAAUACGAUGCCUUUUUACAGAACCUUCAAUGAUUUUGUCUUUAAUUUGUUGAUUAUCACUAUAAUCCGAAUAAAACACAGGAUAAAGAUUUUAGGCAAACAAGACAUUUUGUUAUUAGUGAACAAAUUUAAAUACAACAAUAUAAGACAAUGUAACAAUAUCAACAUAAUAAUACAAAUGUACCCUUUUAUUACAUACAAUUGUUUGAGCAAAAUAAAGACAAAAGUGCAAAAUAAGUCAAGAAAAGCAAACACUACUGUUGACUCUCAUUCAAAUCCGUGUCCAACAACUUAUUUCCUGACUUUAUAAACUAUAUACUGUAUAUACAGUACGUGGUUAUAUUAUCAUGGUUAAUUAGUUCCAGACCCGACUGUGAUAAGUACAUUUUUGUGAAGUAGGAUUCCUCAUUUCUCAAUGUAAUAUUUUCAUUUAGAGCAUAGAUAAACCUGUUAAGAACCUUCUAAAUACGCUUUUGAACAUUAUUAGAGCCCUCUAGACAUGAAAUAACACCCCUAUAGUCACCUUUACACUCUUAUUACCCAAUAUAGUAGACAUAAUAAAAGAAAAUAAGACAUAAAUAUGACUCAUGCUCUUGUGUGUUCUGUAAAAGUGUUCGGUUGCUCGGGGAGCUGAAUCGGGGCGCGAACAAGAAGUGACGCUGGGGGUUCAGAGUUGAGUUUUAGCUUAGUUUGGGUUACGACUGCAGCAGUAGCCCGUGUCAGGGAUUACUGUGCCGGUUGUGAGAUCAUUCAAACCCGCAAUAAAAGCUGUUGUUCUAGCGGUCAACUCUGGUGCUUGUGUGUCUCACCCAACAUUACAGUAACAUUACUGACACCUAGUGACCAGUGUAGAAUACUACAUAUCAUCGCAACGUCUUUGAAUGUUUCUUCAGAAUGCUUUAUAUUUGUAUUUUACUUAAUGUAGCCAUUUUUUAAAUUCUUAUAGGCUGCAUUCAACCACAAAACAGCGUCAUUCAUUAAUUAAUAUAUAUUUGAAAAACCGUAAUAAGAGCGAAGCCGUGAAAUUCCAAGCGUGAAGUGGCGAGGGAAAUUCUGAUAAUGGUAUAUAAAUCUAACAAUAUAAACAACACAACAAAAAAAGCACAAAUUUGUGAAAAUAAACAGACGACAACUGAAAAAUAUCAGUGUUAUUGUGCUGGUAUUGAUCCAAUACUGAUAUGACCAUUGGUAUGGAUAUUAUGGAUACUUGGAUGCAUCUUCCCAGCUCUAGCUCCUGUUUCCAGCAAAUACUGAAUACCUCCAGAAGGAACAUUUGUCAACAUUUCAAAGCCCGAUGACACAAAAAAGAGGAAGCAGCUGCAGGAAGAGGCGGGGUUAUCUUCUGACCAAUGGAAAUACAGAAAAGUACUUGACUUUCCCCGCCCUCGAUGUAAAAGUGCCGGCCUUCCCUGAGUGACAGCUCAGACGCGAUGCUUGUGGGAGCCUGGUGAGGACUGAGUCUACUUUUCACACACACGUUGUUGGAAAACACACACCGUGCAUGUGCAUGUCGCACUGGACAACUGCAAACAAACAUGAACAAACUUGCCAAGGCUCUUUAUGACAACACGGCAGAAUGCGCAGACGAGCUGGCCUUCAGGAAAGGAGACAUUCUGUCAGUGAUGGAUCAAAACCUUGCUGACACCAGCGGAUGGUGGAUGUGUUCUUUGUACGGCCGGCGGGGGCUCGCCCCGGCCAACAGACUGCAGCUCAUACCCGUCGUUGAAAGCACCGCGACUUCUACAAGCCAUUGCACAGACAAAAAAAAAUUCUGUAAUCCUGAAACUGACGACAGUGUGCUGAAUAUCUACCAGAUCCCAAGUCUGCCUCCAAACGGACAAAUGAACACCAUCUACAAGAUCCCCUCCAACUGCUUGUCAGCCUCAGUAACGCCGACCCAUGUGGCUCUUAAGCAAAAUGCACAAUACAAGGAAGAAAAGAAGGUGUAUGAAUCGCCACCAUCCAUGCAUCGGGACACGAAAUGUGACAUCCCUCCACCUUCAGUCACUGAAGCUCACGAUGAAGUCGUCAGUGGAUACAGCACCCUUCCCAGUCCCUGCAAGGCUGAGUGGAUAUAUGAUAUACCAGUGGGUAGUGACAAACAAGGCAGACUUCAGAACAGCUAUAAUACAGUUCCCGCCAAAUGUGUUGGCAGCCAGCUCUACGACACUCUUCCAUUGCAUGCUUGUCCAAAUAGAAGACUCAGCUCAAAUCAUUUGCUUUAUGAUAUACCAAAAGCCUGUGAUUUUGGCUACCCGAGUCCACCCAAGUUGCUACCAAGAGUCCCAAUUUAUGACAUGCCCCCAACUCAGAGGCUUAGCGAGAACGUUCCACCUAACGAGGAUUUGCAAGUUGUCAGUGAUCCUCUUGGUGAUCAUAUACCUCUGGAGUGCCGGGGUGACUCAAGCUUUGGUCAUGACUUUGCAAAGGUGCACCUUUUCAGGGUGAUGUGUACAUCUUUCCGUGGCCGUAAAGAAAGUGGGGAGCACAAAGACCGAGACAGAAGCAUAUCUCUCUCUGCAGUCAAGAGUCAAAGAAUCAGCACACCGCCAAGCUCCUCAAGCAGCUCUUGUGACUCUAUGAGCUCAUCUUCUCUGGAGCCUUUGAGAGAAGUGACACUGGGACAGGAUGAGGCAUGUCGCACACUGCUGGACCUGCAGGAAUCCGUUUGCCAGGCUGUUCCCAAGCUCAUGGAGUUCGUCAGUAGUCGCUGGAGGAACAAAGAACAUCUGGAGAAGCACAUGAAGGAAAUAAAAAUUGCAGCUGAAGGAAUUGCAAGUUCUGUGACGUGCUUUCUACAUUUUGCCUGCGACAUUAAAGGAAAUGCACAACAUUUGAAAGAUGCCAACCUUCAGGCAAGACUCUGGAAACAAGUGUCAGUAGUUGAGGAUUCAGCAGAGAUCUUGCAGCAAACGCUGAGUGGUCUCAACUUGGCCGGCUGGCCCCUUGACAUGCUCUGUCAGGAUCCAGGGCAAGUCCAGACACUUGAUCAACUGGAGCGCUUUGUUAUGGUGGCCCGCACGGUACCUGAGGAUGUCAAGCGCAUGGUGUCCAUCGUAAUUGCCAAUGGCAAGCUGUUGUUCAAAGUCGCUCCAGAUCCAGUUGUUGGUAAAAACACAUCAAAUAAGAGCGAAGCAAAGACAAUUCUAGAUGGGAGUCAGUGUCUUGGAGACUUGGGGGACGAUGGCAAUGACUACGUGGAACUACAGAUGAAAAAUGAUGUUGGAAAGCAAGUAAAAGAACAUCACAUGGAACCAAAAAAGAAUGACACGCUAGCAUCUACCACAAUACAGGCCGAGAACAAACAACAAUCUUGUCACGCAAAUACAGAAGAGCGUCGUCCAGCUUCCAUGUCCGAGCACUGCCGCCUCUACUUUGGUGCUCUUCAAAAGGCAAUCGGGGUGUUUAUAGGAAGCCUCCAGGCUGGCCAGCCACCAGAGAAGUUCAUCUCGCAAAGCAAACUGGUGAUCAUGGUGGGUCAGAGGCUGGUGGACACCCUGUGCAAGGAAGCACACAGUGAAGGGUCCAGUCCGAGCCUCCUGGGUAAGAGCAACCACCUGUGUGCUCUUCUCAAGCAGCUGGCCGUUGGCACCAAGAGGGCGGCCUUGCGCUUCCCAGAUGAGCAAGCUCUGCAUGAGCUUCAACAGUUUGCAAAGGAGCUUUCUCACAGGGCACAACACUUUCGAAUAUCACUUGAGCUUUGAGACACUUUCCAGACUGGACACGGCUUGAUGACCACUGACACUAGGGGUGUCCAAACCUUUUCCACCGACCGACGCAGAAGCAAGAAUUACAAGGAAAGAAUAGUUUUCAUGUUUUAAAAAAAUUAAACGCUCUAAGAUAUGUUAAUCUGUUAUAUUAAUACAGGUAUAAUAAUAAUAUAUUUCAAGGAUCAUUCACACAUUUGUCAUUCUACAACAAAAUUAUUUUAUUAUUUAUACACCCCUGAUCAAAAUUUUAAGACCAGUUGAAAAAUUGAAAGAAUUUAUAUUUUGCACUGUUGGAUCUUAAGAAGGGUUAAGAAGAAUGCAAAAGAAGAAAUGGGAGUGAGACAAAACAUGUUUUGAGUAAGCAUAAAACAAAGUGAAAUAGGCUGUUCAAGCUGACCAAAAGUUCAAGGAAAAAAGAGCCGAAACGCACCUAAAGAGAAAUAAAAUGUUCAAAAAAGGACUUCGUAAUGAGUAGCUGUGCUAUUCUUGUUAAUCACCUCAAAAAUUGGUUUGGGGAUGCUUGAUGCCAGUGUUUCAAGGAGGCUAGUGGGAAUGUUGCUCCAGUUGGUGAAAAUGGCUUCACAGAGGGCAUCCACUGUCUGGAACUGAUGUCCAUUUUUGUAAACUUCCCUUGCCAUCCAUCCACAAAUGUUCACAAUUGGAUUUAGAUAUGGGGAACACGCAGGAUGGUCCAAAAGAGUGAGCUUAUUCCUCUGGAAGAAGUCCUUUGUCUAGCAGGCAUUGUGAACUGCAGCGUUGUCCUGUUGAAAAAGCCAGUCAUUACCACACAGACGAGGCCCUUCAGUCAUGAGGGAUGCCCCCUGCAACACCUCCACAUAGCCAGCUGCCUUUUGACGCCCCUGUACAACCUAAAGCUCCAUUGCUCUAUUGAAGGAAAAAUCAGAUCAUAAUGGCGCCCCCUGCACUGUCCUGUGUGGAAAAUAUCUCCGGUGGGAUCUCCUUGUCAUGCCAGUCAUGUUGGGAGACAGGACCGUCAAGGUUACAUUUUUUCCCCUCAGAGAAUAAAACAUUCUUCCACCUUUAAAUGUCCAAUGUUUGGUGCUCUUGUGCAAAUUCAAAAUAGUCAAUUUUAUGGCAUUGAAGGAGACAAGGCCUUUUAGACAUUUUUUAUUCGUCUGAUGGUUAUUGGACUGCACUCGGCACAAGUAACAACCUUCAUUUGAGCCGAGGACCGUCCCAUGUCUGACAGAUAUCCCCCUGCUCAGGGCCGGUGACAUUUUUUUGGGUCUACCACUUGACUUUUUUAUUCCAUAACCCUCAGGAUCUUUAAAGAAGUUUCAAAUGAGUGUCUUACUGCGUCCAACCUCAGCAGCAACGGUACUCUGCGAGAGGCCUUGCUGAUGCAGCUCAACAAUCCGACCACGUUCAAAGAGAGAAAGCUUUUUUGCCUUUGCCAUCAAAAGAUUAUGACAGUGUGAAUACCUGACAGAAAAUGACAUUGAAUCCACAUUUUUGCUAAGAUUUUGCCCUUUAAAGGCUGUGGUUUAAAACUUUUGAUCAGCUGAUGAAAUUGCCAUUUCAUCUUUUUGCAUUUUGAAGCUGUAAUUAGAACCUCCUUAAGAUCCAAAAGUGCAAAAUGUAAAUUCUUGCAAUUUUUCAGCUGGUCUUCAAAUUUUGAUCAGGAGUGUGUUCCAACCCAUUUUGUCAUGCUCAAGCACUUCCACACUUCUCAACUCAUUCAAACAUCAAAUGUUCAGCUCAUUUAGGAUAUUAUGGCUAUUCAUCAACACAUUCCAAAAAAUGCAUUCAUUUUCUAGGCUUCUAUAGGCUCCAGCUCACGGGUGGCCCUAAUGAGGAUCUGCCGUAUGGAAGGAUGGAAAUUCCAUUUUGAUCUUAAUCAUUCUUACUACUUCCACAUUUCUCGACUGAUUCAAACCAUUCCAACAUUCAAACAUUCAGGCUCUCUAUUUUUCACAUCCAAAAAAUUCACGGUUUUCCCAGGAGUCUACAUUUUCUGGCCCAAAAAUUCUCAUUGAUGUGAACAAUAUUUUUGCCCAUUUCUCAACGCAUUCCACACAACAUUCAGGGUCACAAUUUUACACAUUCCAUGAAUUCCCACUUUUCCAGUAAUUCCAAGGACGUUCCAAAUGCUUUUAGCGGCUAUGACCAAUGUUUGUGCAACAGUUGUGAUUGAUUCAUAAAGACAGCUUUCUGGUUUUCAUGUUGUUUUCACCUCUAAAUGAUCGGAUAUGUUUGCCUUGGGUGCUGGUAUUCGGCUGAUGGGUCUGUCAUUAUUCUGCAGCAGUCUACUUUAUCUGUGUGAUUCUUAAUCAGCUGCAUUCCUACUCUUACAUAAGAUAUGCUGGACAUUUAUUGAAUGAAAAAGUAAAAUGGAUUGUUUUUUUAACUGAAAACCCCUGCUAAUGUAAUAUGAAAGAUUUUUCAACACGCCAUAAUGGAAAAAUGCAAACCAAAUGUAAAAAAUCAGAGUCGAAAGGAAUCUGUAUGCAAACAAAAGAACAGCCUUGUAGUAUGAGGUAGGACUCCACCAGCUUGUUGUAUACUGCCCUCUAGCGGUAACAACUUUUACAACAAUUGCUGCUUACUCAGCUAAAGGAAAUUUGAAUAAAGAUAUAAAGAAAUAAAUCAUUUAAAUACAAAAUAAUUCAGUUAUUUUCUUAUUAAAAUGUUAAAUUAAUUAAAUUGUGAAAAUAUAAUCUUCAGUAAUUACACUGAACAUAUAGACGUUUUUAAUUAAUGACCAAUAUGUUUAUUAUUAAGUAUGACAUUUUUUAGUACAUGCUAGUAUGACAAUACAAAGAGAAAAAUACACAUUCAAUACAUGGGCAAUCUCAAUGUCCAUCUUUGGCCAGGCAUGUCUCCUCAACACAAUGGAACAAGUUCAUGAAAAUGAGCACCUAAAAGAAGUACCAUUCUUAUAAUGUCUUCACAGCAGCCCAACUGGGACUUCCGAGGUUGGAGCUUGAUGAGCGCAUCAAGAACCUGUCAGUGUUUCUGUGCAUCUAUACACUCUUAAGGGAGUUGAACCUUUUAAAAGGGCCGGACUCCAGUACAGCACAGCAGGCCAUUGUGGUUGCAUCUCCACUAGUUGUCCGAGAAGGCAUUUCUCCAAAAUGACAAAACUUAUUUACGUUUGUUCAAUGUCACAAAAAUGUUCUUCCACUGUUUUUUUUUAGUUUACGGUCAUUUGCUGUCACUUUAACAAGGGAGUAAUGCUUUUUCUACCAGAACAAUAUGCAUAAAGUACUGUUACAGCAACUUCAUUUAUUUACAGUUGUUCAGUUACAUAAAACUGCCUGCCACGGUUUUUAGGUUUAUGGUGAAAUACGGACACAGUAGUUCACUGUAAAAAAAAAAAAAAAAAAGUGCAUUACAUUGUCGUGUAAUGGUUAUUUUUAGUGUAUUACAUUCUAGUGUAAUGGGACUUCAACAUCUUCAACAAAGAUUCCAGUUGUCUCCAUUCAAGCUUAAGCAUGUUUUUUUUUAGUGUAUAACAGUCUAGUGCAGGGGUGUCCAAAGUGUGGCUAUGGGUCCAUUUGCAGCCCGCGGCUGCUGUUUUAUUGGCCCGUGGCACAUUCUAAAAAUAUUAAUUAACGAGAACACAAAAAACAAAAACAACAGCAAAAGUGGAAAAAUGAGUAGUAAUUUUACAAGCAUAAAGUCAAAAUAUUAAGAGAAAAAGUAAUAUUUCACGAGAAUAACGUAAUAUUAUGAGAAAAAACAUUGUUUUAGUAGCAUCAAGUUGAAAUAUUAAAGAAAAAAACAUUUUUGUAAAGUUGUAAUAUUUUAAAAAACGAACCAAGUAACAAAUAAAAUUGUAAUUUUUGGAAAAUGAGAUUGCAGAAAAAGUCAUAAUCCUACGAGAAUAAAGUUUUAUUAUGGGAAAAAAGUCAUUAUUAAAGAAGAAAAUUUACAAGAAUAAAGAAAUAGUUAGAAAAAAAACAACAGCAUAAAUGGAAAAAACAGCUGUAAUUUUACGAGAAUAAAGUCAAAAUAUUAAGAGAGAAACGUAGUUUUCUAAUGAGAAAAAAAUUGGAGUUUUGCGAGAACAAAGUUGUAAUAUUAUGAGGAACUACAAUGUCAUUUUAGUAGCAGGGAGUUGAAAUAUUAAAGAAAAAAUACAAUAUUUUUAAAAAUCAGAAUCUGAAUAACAAACAAAGCAAAAUAAUGUUGUAAUUUUUGGAGGAAUAGGUUGGGGAAAAAGUUCUAACAUCUGUGAAGAUUAUUUAAGAAGAAAGCUGAAUAUUUGGAAAAUUAAAACAACAGCCAAAAUGGGAAAAAAGAGCAAAGCUCACACUAAUAACAGGCCUUUUCAACUACCGUACAUCACAAAGCUGGGAUGCUGUUUUUUGUGCCUGUGAAUAUUCUCAUUCAUCCAGGUCAUUGUAUUCUCAGGACAUUCAAUCGAUCGCAACUGGACUGUUUAGGUUGUCAUAGAAGACGUUUCACCUCUCAUCCCAGCAGGCUUAAUCAGUUCAUGCUAGAAGACUAGGUGGGACACACACCAGUCAGGCUACAUAGGACAGCUCUAGUGUAGUUCAUGCUAGAAGACUAGGUGGGACACACACCAGUCAGGCUACAUAGGACAGCUCUAGUGUAGUUCAUGCUAGAAGACUAGGUGGGACACACACCAGUCAGGCUACAUAGGACAGCUCUAUUGUAGUUCAUGCUAGAAGACUAGGUGGGACACACACCAGUCAGUCCUAUGAGCUGUAAUUUAGAUAGUCCUACAAUUUAGAUCUAGUCUGACUGGUGUGUGUCCCACCUAGUCUUUGAGCAUGAACUGAUGAAGCCUGCUUGGAUGAGAGGAGAAACGUCUUCUAAGAUAACCUGAGAAUAUCUACUGUACAUGUGUUGUUUUACAAAAUAUCAAGGUGGACCUUGCAUCCUUUCAUUUCCACUACGUGGCCCUUGCUGGAAAAAAUGUUUGGACACCCCUGUGCUUGUGUAAUCAGACCUUUUUUUUUUGUUUUUUAUUUUUAGCGUAUUUCAUUGUUGUGUAAUGGGAUUUAAGACAUUUUUGGUAUAUUAUGGGACUUUUUUAUUUUUAGUGUGUAACAUUAUUGGGUAAUGUGAGUUAAAUUUUUGUGUGUAUUACAUAGUUGUCUCCUAUAAUGGGACUUUUUUUCAUUUUAUUUUUUUAGUGUAUUACAUUGUUGUCUAAUUGUUUUUUUUAUUUUAUUUUUUUAGUGUUUUACAUUGUCAUGUCAUGGGAUUUUUUUAAUUUUGUUUUUG